This is a messenger RNA of Entrophospora sp. SA101, 756 nucleotides long. The record is from the annotation of a GenBank genome assembly. NCBI's taxonomy places the organism in Eukaryota, Fungi, Glomeromycota, Glomeromycetes, Entrophosporales, Entrophosporaceae.
AUGCCAAAGGCAAAAAGAAACGAUUAUGGAAUGAUAAAAUUCUCUCUCAAUAAUAGAAGCGGUCGUGGUGGUAGUCAUUAUAACAACCGACCUCCAACCACCACUAAUAAUAAAGACAACAACCUUAACGUAAUCUUUUCUCUAAACGAAGGGGAGAUCGACGACGAUAAGUUGUUAGAAAAUCCACCAUGUAAAAUACAUUUUUCUAGUAUAGAGGAGCUUAUUUCUCCAUCCACGAAAAGUAGAUCAUAUAAUAAAUCACAAAAAGAUCCAACAGGAAAAAUACAUAUUCCUAGGCCGCAAAAUGCAUUUGUGCUCUUCAGAAAAAAUCACAGCGAGGGCCUUAAAAAUCGAAAGAAAAGCGACCGUACAGCCGGUAAAAUCUCAACAAGUGCUAAAGAGGAGUGGGAUAAUGUCUCUUCGCAAACAUAUCAAUUAUACCAACAAUUUUACGAAAUUUUGUAUCUAGAACAAUUCCAAAAUCCUAACAUGAACCAAGAUUUCGACCAACCACAACAAUACCAACAACUUCCAUAUGCGCAACUUCAAUAUAUGCCGGAUGUGAUGAUCACGUCACCCGAAGAAUGUUUAAUCCCUAAUUCUGCUGUUGAAAGUUCCCCUACUUCAACAAGCUUUUCAGAGUUGGAAUCACCGGAGAUUGAAUAUUAUCAAUAUUCAAAUAUACACGAUUCCCCACUCUUUCCAGAGAUCGAGUUAUCUCGAUCUGUUUUCGAUAAUGAUGAAUCGAAAUAUUAA